Messenger RNA from Triplophysa dalaica, 5650 nucleotides. It is a transcript of the gene aak1a, whose product is annotated as AP2 associated kinase 1a. The record is from RefSeq and is a predicted model, not a curated record. NCBI's taxonomy places the organism in Eukaryota, Metazoa, Chordata, Actinopteri, Cypriniformes, Nemacheilidae. Gene Ontology annotation, biological process: protein phosphorylation. Gene Ontology annotation, molecular function: ATP binding; protein kinase activity. The coding region runs from base 739 to 3597 and encodes 952 amino acids. The transcript has 17 exons.
ACAACUACCAGAUCGUCACUGACCGUGGACGGUCGAGUCAGUCCACUAACGCGCUGUUUAUUCCUGUUUACAAACCGUGUCUCAUUAUUUUUCCAUGUCAGCAGCAACCCAUUAACACUAUCAAAACAACCUCUUUGACGAUCCAGCUGCUUCCCUCCGUACGUGCGGCACUUCCUGAUUUUCGGGCGAACAUAUGUUUUUAUGGGAUCAGCUGAGAUGACUGAAUGACCAAACGCAGAGGGGGCAACUCUAGAACGCUUAACUGCCGACAAUCAUUACGGAUAAACUGUCGAGGAAUAACCGGUGCGCACCUUAAAGUACAUCGUGGCGGCAGGACGUGUACACUAUUUAUAAAAGCACAUCAGCUGUGAGUGUUAGCGACGUCUGUGGCUUUCUUAGGACAUUAACAGAUGCUAUAUAAGCUAAGAAUGUGAUGAUAGAUCAAGGUACACAAGAAGGCUAUAAAGACCUGUCGAUGGUGACUCAUCCUGCUAGGCGAUUCCUUCUGGCUGUUUGUUUGUAUUAUUCAACCUAGGACUCGAAAAUUGCUGAAUUAAAUGCAACUUGAAUUAUUGAUAUUGUGAUAAAGGUUCGCAUCUACCUCCGUUAAACGUACUGAAAAGUCAUACUUAUUCUACUUGUUAUAGCUGUCAAGCUUCGGUGGAUCUGUCGCAUACACAAGGAACUGGCUGUUUUUUAUGAUUCAAUACUUGAAAUAAAAGUGUUGGAGGUUGGAAAAUGAAGAAGUUCUUUGACGCCCGACGGGAGAUGGUGAGUUCAGGGCCCGGCUCAGGUUCCAGUGCGGGAGGCGCUGCAGGGUCCGGCAGCGGCGGCACUUUUAUCGGACGGGUUUUUACUAUAGGACGAUAUCAAGUCACCGUGGAGGAGACUGUGGCUGAGGGUGGUUUUGCUAUCGUGUUUUUGGUUAGAACUCAUCAAGGCCUCCGCUGUGCAAUGAAGAGGAUGUAUGUCAACAAUGAACAGGACCUUCAAGUGUGUCAGAGGGAAAUUCAGAUUAUGAGGGACCUGGUGGGCAACAAAAACAUUGUUGGCUUCCUGGAUUCCAGUAUUACAGCAGUAGGAUCAGGGGACGUUUGGGAAGUUCUCAUACUGAUGGACUUCUGCAGAGGUGGUCAGGUUGUAAAUCUGAUGAACCAGCGCUUGCAGACCGGAUUCACUGAGCCAGAGGUUCUGCAGAUCUUCUGUGACACAUGUGAAGCUGUCACACGACUGCAUCAGUGCAAAAUUCCCAUCAUCCACCGAGACCUUAAAGUGGAGAACAUCUUGCUUCAUGACAGAGGUCAUUAUGUGUUGUGUGAUUUUGGCAGUGCCACUGACAAAGCCCAGAAUCCUCUCACAGAAGGUGUAGCAGCUGUAGAAGAGGAAAUCAAAAAGUACACUACUCUUUCAUACCGGUCCCCAGAAAUGGUGAAUCUUUAUGGGGGGAAGGUUAUCACAACUAAAGCAGAUAUAUGGGCAUUGGGCUGCUUGUUGUAUAAGUUGUGUUAUUUUACAUUGCCCUUUGGAGAGAGUCAGGUGGCCAUCUGUGACGGCAGCUUCACCAUCCCAGACAAUUCCCGCUACUCGCACGACAUGCACUGUCUCAUCCGUUACAUGCUGGAGCCGGACGCUGACUUAAGGCCAGAUAUCUACCAAGUGUCAUAUUUUGCCUUUAAAUUUGCACGGAAAGAAUGCUCAGUACAGAAUGUCAACAAUAAACCCAUCCCAGAAAAACUUCCAGAGCCUGUAAGAGCCAGUGAAGCUGUGAUCAAGAAAAGUCAAAACAAAGCCAGGCUCACUAAUCCAAUCCCCACUACUGAGACAUCCAUAGCACCACGACAACGACCCAAACCUGGCCAGGCUCAACCAAUCACAGGCAUCUUACCUAUUCAACAGGCUCUCACUCCUCGCAAAAGAGCCAUAGUACCUGCAGCAGCCAGCAACCAGCCAAUCAGUGUUAACAUAGCUGUACAGCCUGUUGUUCCUGGCCAAUCACAGAGCCCAGCUGUUGGACAGCAACAGACUAUACAUACUCCAAUACAAGCCACUCCAUCUCAACCUCAGACCCCACCUCAGCACACACUUUUUGUGCAACAGCAACUUACACCUUUCUUCAUUGCUCAACAACAGUCUGUAGCUGGGAGUCGUGGGCAGCAUAAGGUUGGCUCUUUGACUCCUCCCUCUUCUCCUAAAACUGCUCCAAAAGGAGGGCACAGACGAAUUUUGAGUGAUGUCACACACAGCACCAUAUUUGGAGUUCCUGUUAGCAAGUCCACUCUACUCUUUCAAGCUGCUGCCGCGGAGGCCAGUCUCAACAAGUCAAAGUCAGCUAGCACCACCCCCUCUGGUUCUCCAUGCUCAUCACAGCAAAAUGUUUAUCAGCCAGGAGACACCUCAGGACCUGCGGUUCGAGUCCCAGCAUCCUGGAACCCUUUUGGCGAUGACAAUUUCUCUAAACUUACUGCUGAAGAGCUGCUUAACAAGGACUUUGCCAAACUAGAUGCUAAAACAGGAGAGAUGUCUUGUCCUGCUAAUCUGAUUUCUGGGUUGCAGUCUGUGUCAUCCAAUAAUGGCCUUCUCCAGGGAGGAGCUGUUGUGGAUUCUCUGAUUCAUGGUCUGGAUUCUCUACCGACUGAUCCUGGAUCAGCCAAAAUAACAGAAUCUUUGGUAUCUGGAGAUUCUCUUUUGGAUGGCCUUCUCUUCCACCCCUCCACUGGGGCUCAAAUACUGGCUUCAUCACCCUCGUCUCUCCUUGCUCAGUCUAUGGACCAGUUUACCCCUGCUGCUCUGUGCAGUGGACCGUCUCAUCAUGAAGCCAAAACGGAUAGUAACUGUGAGGUUGUAAACAUUGGUGAGGACUGUCUUCAUUCCAGUGAUGAAGAAGAUGACAAUGGUGCUGAGGAUGAAAAAGAGAGGGAACUGUUACAGUUGAGCGGUGAAGAAACUCCAAGUUUGGAUUGCAGUGGCUCCAGACCCUUGCUUCAAGACUCUGAUGAGGAAGAUGACCAAAGUCCUGCAUCUUCAAGAGACCUCCAAUUGUCAUCCGAUUCAUUGUCAUAUGACAUGCCAAAGUCCUCUCUGGUUACUCAACAAAACUUGGCUUCUGCUCACAACCUGAACCACUCACCCAAGCAUCUGUUCCAACAUUCAGACACAGAUCCGACUGUGGAUGUGUUCUCUAAAGCUCCAUUUCCGAUUGGUCAAGGAGAAGAUAGUGAUGGAGAUGUUUUUGACAACGCUCCUUUUCCUUGUGGCCUGGCUCACCCUGAGCAGCCUGAUAUUUUCCUGCAGGCACCUUUUGGUAGGAAGAAAGAAGGAAAAGUUCACCACCAUCCAGUGGGCCAUGAUGGAUUUGCACGACCCAAUCCUCUUAGCCUUGACCAGAGCAUCCUUGACCAAGUGGCUCCUCUUCCCUUUAGACCACAGGAACUUUCUAAGUAUUCGAGACACUACGAAGGGCCUGUGACCACGGAGCCUAAUGUAUUCGAUCAGGGUGUGACUGACAUAGAGAAAAGAGAUCCAGUUGACCAUGGGACUUCUGGUGACCCGUUUGUCUCAGCACCCUUUCACCUUAAAGGCCGCCAAGAUAAACAUUAAGAGAAGAGCGUCUAUAAACACCACACAAUCUACACUUGCCUGCUGAAAGAUUUGAGUUUGUAACCUCUCUUUUCUCUGAUUAAAAGUUUCAAAAUGAGAAGCCUUAUAACAGUAAAUAUAAAAGCACAUUAAUGGCCUCUGGCCGUCUGUCUCUGGGUAUAUGAUUGUGUGUCAUCUUUUGCUACCUCACUUACAGUAUGCUGUCAUGGUAACUAAGGCUGUCAAUCACCAACAUCUUGUUUUUGUUCUUUCCAUUGAGCACAAAGUAAAUGGGUUGGAGGGUUUUUAUUAUUGUUCGGUGGGCUGUUUCAUCACUAUUCAUAUUGUUGAAUUGCUUUUAUCACUUUAAAUUAUAAAAAUAUAUUGUUUACUAGGUGUUUUUUAGAGCAUAAAGCAAAACCUCUCCAAUUGUUUUGUAUUUGCCUCCUAAAUAUGGAAAAAACCUUUUCAGCAUUGUGCUGUAUAAAUAGAUUUUAAAUGAUAUAUUUCUCUUUUAAGUUGUUCAGCUAGGUUUAUUCAACCAAUUCCUCUCGGGAACGUCAUAAAAUAAACUUUGCCAGUGCUCACAAACAUUUUCACUAAAAGCUAUGAAUGUAUUUAAUUUUUUUGGUGUUCUGUAUUAAACUCUUUCAGGUUUGAAAUUACCUCACCUUUUGACACGUUAAAUUGAUUGCAACAAAUAAUGCUACAUCACAAUUUUUUUGAUUCAUAAAAUGUUUUCUUAAUACCUUGAAGCCAACAAAAAGAAAGUAGAAUUAUGCUCCGCAAAUAGACACCAUAUAAGCAACAUCUUGAUCUCAUCUAUCUAAACAGUGUUCAUCUGUUCUAGAGAUGUUAGGAGACCAGUGUUUAGUAUUCCAUACAUUAUACAGCUGGAAACCAGCGGCAUCUAUCAGUUUCAAAUGAUUUCCAAAUCCAGCGUUAUAUCCACUGUUUAUAUAAUAAAAUUCAUCACCCAAAUGCAGUGAGCAAACAAACAGCUAAACUUCCAUCUGCCAGGUGAAGCAGCAGUUAUGGGUGUUCUCUUUCUCACUUUGGCUGAUUGAUGGCACAUGCUCUUUUGCUUGCAGGAUUACGCGUAGGCGAUUUAGAGGAGAAUUGUCCAAUAAUGAACCCUGUUCGAAAAAAACUUUCCGAAAUCACACACAUCAAAUUUGGCAUGAAACCUUUUUUUGCAGCAGUUUAUUUUUGCUACAGAAUAAUAAAUAUUGCCAUUUACAGGGCAUUGAAGGUACUAAAUCUUGUGGAUUUUGCCCUUACUUACUGAAACUGGUCAACAUGGCUUCUUUAUGUGAAUGCGAGUACAUUAUCAGGUAGUUGUCAAUUGCUGGCAGUUUAUGUGUGAGAUGAGGACACGAUUGCAGCCAGUGCUUUUGCCAAAACCAUCAUGUCUAGUGCAAAAAGGUUUUGACUUUUCAAUUUAACUGAUAAAUAAAAUAAUGUUAAGUCCAAUUAAAGAGACAUUUUUGAUGAACUUUUUCUUGUUUUUCACUGACCUGUCUCUUAAAUGUUAAGGACUAGUGCUACUUUGUAUGAGUAAAAUACUUAAGUAUUGUUUUGUCAGGGUUCUGUCCUUCCUGUUUCAGGCUUUCAUGCCUUGUGGACGGGACCGUGACAGUACAAUGUCUUGUAUGUAUGUUUUGUUUUUUGUGGAGACACGCGGCUGUAUGUUUUGAUAAUUCGCCGCGUGUCCUCCUGUCCGUGUAGCUCCGCCCCUUGUUUCUCUGUUAGUCUCCCAUUAGUGUUUUAUCUCCGUCACCUGUCUCCCUUUAAUGUUUAGCCUUGUUACGCCUCCUGUCUCAUUAUCCCUCGUUAGUUUUGCCUUCUUAAACCCUGUGUUUCCCGAGUCCGGGGUCGGUUCGUUGUAUGCUGUUCGUAAGUUUUAUGUUUGUAUGUUUUAGGUUUGUUCUGGUUCAUGCUGUGGUUUACCUGUGCGCACUGGAUUAUUUUUUCCCAGCCUUUUCGUGUGUGAUUGUUUGUUUGCUCCUGUUAUUUUUACCCCCUCGUGGGUUUUGUUUUCACUAUUUUUGUAUAUUAAAUAUUUUUUACUCGC